GUUUCACCGUCGGGAAAAGUCACGUGACAUACGCACUGUGUACGAAAAUAAAAUUUUACCGCAUGAAAUUGUCCAAGAAAUUACGACACAUUGAGAUCAAGUGAACAAAACAAAUAAAUAGACCAUGGCAUACAACUAUGUCAUUGGUCCCGGUGGCCAGCCCAUCAUCUUGGGGCAAGUGCCCAUGGUGCCGCUGAUGCAGGUUACAGGAGCUACAACCCAGAUCCCUCAGAUGGCACCAGUCUCCGCACCACCCCAGCAAGCUCCUGGGAUGUCAGCCCCAGUUAAACCACCAGAUUAUAUGUCUGAGGAGAAACUGCAGGAAAAAGCACGCAAAUGGCAACAACUGCAGGCCAAAAGAUACAGUGAAAAGCGGAAAUUUGGCUUUAUUGAUGCACAAAAGGAUAAUAUGCCAGCAGAUCAUGUGAGAAAGAUCAUCCGAGACCAUGGUGACAUGACCAACAGAAAGUUCAGACACGACAAGAGAGUCUAUCUUGGAGCCCUGAAGUACAUGCCGCAUGCUGUUCUCAAGCUACUGGAGAAUAUGCCAAUGCCGUGGGAAAAGAUUCGAGACGUCAAGGUCCUGUACCAUCUUUCCGGGGCCAUAUCGUUUGUCAACGAGAUUCCAUGGGUUGUUGAGCCCGUCUACAUGGCCCAGUGGGGAACUAUGUGGAUCAUGAUGCGUCGUGAGAAGAGAGAUCGUCGUCACUUCAAACGCAUGCGUUUCCCCCCAUUCGAUGAUGAAGAGCCGCCACUUGACUACGCAGACAACAUUCUUGACGUUGAGCCGCUCGAGUCAAUUAAUAUGGACCUUGAUCCUGACGAGGAUAAAGUCGUCAUGGAUUGGUUCUACGACCAUCAACCGCUCGUUGAUUCAAAGUACGUGAAUGGCACCACAUACCGGCGCUGGAACCUGACAUUACCAAUGAUGUCGGUACUCUAUCGUCUUGGUAACCAGUUGUUGACAGACCUGGUCGAUGACAACUACUAUUAUUUGUUUGAUCUAAAGUCGUUCUUCACAGCAAAGGCUCUCAACAUGGCGAUACCGGGAGGUCCAAAGUUUGAGCCUCUUGUGAAAGACAAGGAAAUGCAGGAUGAUGAUUGGAAUGAGUUCAAUGACAUCAACAAGAUCAUCAUCCGACAGCCGAUCCGCACAGAGUACCGGAUUGCUUUCCCGUACCUUUACAACAACAUACCCUUCCAGGUUCACCUGUGUUGGUAUCACUGGCCGAACAUCGUGUUCAUCAAGACAGAGGAUCCCGAUCUGCCUGCCUUCUACUUUGAUCCUCUCAUCAACCCCAUAUCUCACAGGCUUACAAACAAGUUUGUAGAUCCACUACCAGACGAUGACGAGGAAUUUGAGCUUCCAGAAUAUGUUGCUCCGUUCCUUGCUGAGACACCACUGUACUCAGAUAACACUGCGAACGGCAUUGCCCUGCUGUGGGCACCUCGACCGUUCAACACACGCUCCGGGCGUACACGGCGGGCGAUUGAUAUACCGCUGGUGAAGAACUGGUACAGGGAGCACCCGCCAUCUGGGAUGCCAGUGAAGGUGCGAGUGUCAUACCAGAAGCUACUGAAGUACUAUGUGCUCAAUGCGCUGAAAAGCAAGCCCCCGAAGUCACAGAAGAAAAGGUACCUGUUCCGAUCUUUCAAAGCGACCAAGUUUUUCCAGACCACACAGCUGGACUGGGUGGAAGUAGGACUCCAGGUGUGUCGCCAGGGUUACAACAUGUUGAACCUGCUCAUUCACCGGAAGAACUUGAACUACCUUCAUCUGGACUACAACUUUAACUUGAAGCCCGUCAAGACGCUCACCACAAAGGAGCGUAAGAAGUCGAGAUUCGGUAACGCCUUCCACUUGUGUCGGGAGGUUUUGAGGCUGACAAAACUGAUUGUUGACAGUCAUGUCCAGUAUAGGCUGGGCAAUGUGGAUGCAUUCCAGCUGGCAGACGGUAUCCAGUAUGUGUUUUCCCACGUUGGUCAGCUGACGGGCAUGUAUCGUUACAAGUAUAAGCUGAUGAGGCAGAUCCGAAUGUGUAAGGACCUGAAACACGUCAUCUACUACAGGUUCAAUACUGGCCCUGUAGGUAAAGGUCCAGGGUGUGGUAUUUGGGCCCCAGGCUGGCGUGUUUGGCUGUUCUUUAUGAGAGGGAUCACCCCACUGCUGGAACGCUGGCUGGGAAACCUGCUGUCUCGACAGUUUGAGGGGCGUCACUCAAAGGGCGUGGCUAAGACUGUGACGAAACAGCGCGUGGAAAGUCACUAUGAUCUGGAACUCAGGGCUGCUGUGAUGCAUGACAUUCUGGACAUGAUGCCGGAGGGUAUCAAGCAGAACAAGGCGCGCACCAUCCUACAGCAUCUCAGUGAGGCAUGGCGCUGCUGGAAGGCCAACAUUCCCUGGAAGGUACCAGGUUUGCCAAUCCCGAUUGAGAACAUGAUCCUGCGUUAUGUGAAGGCGAAGGCUGACUGGUGGACAAACACCGCCCACUACAACAGGGAGAGGAUCAGGCGUGGUGCUACAGUUGACAAGACCGUGUGCAAGAAGAACCUUGGUCGCCUCACACGUCUCUAUCUGAAGGCUGAGCAGGAGAGACAGCACAACUACCUGAAGGAUGGGCCGUACAUCACUCCUGAGGAGGGCGUGGCCAUCUAUACCACAACUGUGCAUUGGCUUGAGAGCAGAAGGUUUUCUCCAAUUCCAUUCCCCCCACUGUCAUACAAGCACGACACGAAGCUGUUGAUUCUGGCUCUGGAGCGUCUGAAGGAGGCGUACAGUGUAAAAUCUCGCCUGAACCAGUCACAGCGAGAGGAGUUGGGCUUGAUUGAACAGGCGUACGACAAUCCCCACGAGGCCCUGUCCAGAAUCAAACGUCAUCUGUUGACACAGAGAGCCUUCAAAGAGACUGGUAUUGAGUUCAUGGACCUGUACAGCCAUCUGAUUCCCGUGUACGAUGUCGAACCACUGGAGAAGAUCACAGACGCUUACCUGGACCAGUAUCUGUGGUACGAGGCUGACAAGCGACGUCUCUUCCCGCCAUGGAUCAAGCCUGCUGAUCUGGAGCCUCCACCCACACUUGUGUACAAGUGGUGCCAAGGCAUCAACAACCUCCAGGAGGUCUGGGACACAGCGGAGGGAGAGUGUAAUGUGAUGAUGGAGACCAGGUUCGAGAAAAUGUACGAGAAAAUCGACUUGACCCUCCUCAACAGGCUGUUGCGUCUCAUUGUCGACCACAACAUUGCCGAUUACAUGACUGCCAAGAACAAUGUGGUCAUCAAUUAUAAGGAUAUGAACCAUACAAAUGCAUACGGCAUCAUUCGAGGUCUGCAAUUUGCCUCAUUCAUCACGCAAUACUUUGGCCUUGUGUUGGACCUGCUAGUGCUGGGCCUGAUGCGCGCGUCGGAGAUGUCCGGGCCUCCACAGAUGCCCAACCCAUUCCUGCAGUUCCAGGAUGUACAGACAGAAGCAGCACAUCCUAUACGACUCUACUCGAGAUAUGUGGAUAGGAUACACAUCUACUUCAGGUUCUCCGCUGAGGAGGCGCGUGACCUGAUCCAGCGUUACCUGACGGAGCACCCUGACCCCAACAAUGAGAACAUUGUGGGAUAUAACAACAAGAAGUGCUGGCCCCGUGACUCGCGUAUGAGGCUCAUGAAACAUGAUGUCAAUCUUGGGAGGGCUGUAUUCUGGGACAUCAAGAAUCGUCUACCGAGGUCAGUUACGACUAUCGAGUGGGAGGGCAGUUUUGUGUCCGUGUACAGCAAGGAUAACCCCAACCUCCUCUUCAACAUGUGCGGGUUUGAGUGCAGAAUCCUGCCCAAAUGUCGCACCACCCAUGAAGAGUUCACACAUAGGGAUGGCGUCUGGAACCUGCAGAAUGAGGUCACAAAGGAGCGUACAGCCCAGUGUUUCCUGCGGGUGGACGACGACUCCAUGAACAAGUUCCACAACAGAGUGAGACAGAUCCUCAUGGCCUCUGGGUCAACAACAUUCACAAAGAUUGUGAACAAGUGGAACACAGCCCUUAUCGGCCUGAUGACUUAUUUCCGGGAGGCUGUGGUGAACACCCAGGAGUUACUGGACCUGCUCGUUAAGUGCGAGAAUAAGAUCCAGACUAGAAUUAAGAUUGGUCUCAACUCGAAAAUGCCCAGCAGAUUCCCCCCGGUCGUGUUUUAUACUCCGAAGGAACUGGGAGGUCUUGGCAUGUUGUCUAUGGGUCACGUGCUGAUCCCACAGUCUGAUCUCCGCUGGUCCAAGCAGACGGACGUCGGCAUCACCCAUUUUCGGUCCGGCAUGUCACAUGACGAGGAUCAGCUGAUUCCUAACUUGUAUAGAUAUGUUAUGCCAUGGGAGAGUGAGUUUAUAGACUCACAGAGAGUGUGGGCCGAAUACGCCCUCAAGAGACAAGAGGCCAACGCACAAAACAGGCGUCUGACACUUGAAGACCUAGAUGACAGCUGGGAUCGUGGAAUUCCCAGGAUCAACACCCUCUUCCAGAAGGACAGACACACCCUGGCUUACGACAAGGGAUGGCGAGUCCGAACUGAGUUCAAGGCUUACCAGGUGUUGAAGCAGAACCCGUUCUGGUGGACCCACCAGCGUCACGACGGGAAGCUGUGGAACCUGAAUAACUACCGGACAGACAUGAUCCAGGCUCUCGGUGGAGUGGAGGGUAUCCUGGAACAUACACUCUUCAAGGGGACAUACUUUCCCACAUGGGAGGGUCUCUUCUGGGAAAAGGCCAGCGGUUUUGAGGAGUCAAUGAAGUACAAGAAGUUGACAAAUGCCCAGAGAUCUGGUCUCAAUCAGAUCCCCAACAGACGUUUCACAUUGUGGUGGUCACCAACCAUCAACAGGGCAAACGUGUACGUCGGUUUCCAAGUGCAGCUUGACUUGACGGGAAUCUUCAUGCACGGCAAGAUCCCAACGCUCAAGAUUUCCCUAAUCCAGAUAUUCCGUGCUCACUUGUGGCAGAAAAUCCAUGAGAGCGUUGUCAUGGAUCUUUGUCAGGUGUUUGAUCAAGAGUUGGACGCCCUUGAGAUUGAAACGGUCCAGAAAGAGACGAUUCAUCCCAGGAAAUCGUACAAGAUGAACAGCUCGUGUGCUGACAUUCUCCUGUUUGCUGCGUAUAAGUGGAACGUCUCCAAGCCUUCACUGCUUGCAGACUCAAAGGAUGUGAUGGACAAUGCAACCACUCAGAAAUACUGGCUGGACAUUCAGCUGCGUUGGGGCGAUUACGACAGCCACGAUAUCGAGCGCUACACUCGAGCCAAGUUCCUGGACUACACGACUGACAACAUGAGUAUCUACCCAUCGCCUACAGGUGUACUGAUUGGCAUAGAUCUGGCUUACAAUCUGCACAGUGCAUAUGGCAACUGGUUCCCAGGCUCCAAACCUCUGAUCCAGCAAGCCAUGGCAAAGAUAAUGAAGGCAAACCCAGCCUUGUACGUACUGAGAGAGAGGAUCAGGAAGGGUCUCCAGCUCUACUCCUCGGAGCCCACUGAGCCCUACCUGAGCUCACAGAACUACGGGGAGCUCUUCUCGAACCAAAUCAUCUGGUUUGUGGACGACACGAAUGUGUACAGAGUGACCAUUCACAAGACUUUUGAGGGUAACUUGACGACGAAGCCUAUCAAUGGAGCCAUCUUCAUCUUCAACCCGAGGACUGGACAGCUCUUCCUCAAAAUCAUCCACACGUCCGUAUGGGCUGGACAGAAACGUCUUGGACAGCUGGCAAAGUGGAAGACUGCAGAAGAAGUAGCUGCUUUGAUUCGAUCGCUGCCCGUUGAGGAACAGCCGAAACAGAUCAUCGUUACGAGGAAAGGCAUGCUUGAUCCACUCGAAGUCCACUUGCUCGAUUUCCCGAAUAUUGUUAUCAAGGGGAGUGAACUGCAGCUGCCGUUCCAAGCUUGUCUUAAGGUAGAGAAGUUUGGAGAUCUGAUCUUGAAGGCGACAGAGCCGCAGAUGGUGCUGUUUAACCUGUACGAUGACUGGCUCAAGACCAUCUCUUCAUACACUGCGUUCUCCCGUCUGAUCCUGAUCCUCCGUGCCCUGCACGUGAACAACGACCGCACCAAGAUCAUCCUGAAGCCGGACAAGACGACUGUGACAGAGGCCCACCAUAUCUGGCCCACACUGAGUGAUGAAGAGUGGAUGAAGAUUGAAGUGCAACUGAAGGACCUCAUCCUCGCGGACUACGGCAAAAAGAACAAUGUGAACGUAGCAUCCUUGACCCAGUCUGAGAUCCGUGACAUCAUUCUCGGUAUGGAGAUUUCCGCGCCUUCAGCUCAGAGACAACAGAUUGCUGAGAUCGAAAAACAGACGAAGGAACAGUCCCAGCUGACGGCAACAACGACACGAACAGUGAACAAACAUGGUGACGAGAUAAUUACGUCUACCACCAGUAACUAUGAGACUCAGACCUACGCGUCCAAGACGGAAUGGCGUGUAAGAGCGAUUUCCGCAACCAACCUGCAUCUGCGUACAAAUCAUAUCUACGUUUCGUCAGACGAUAUCAAAGAGACUGGCUACACUUACAUUCUGCCGAAGAAUGUUCUUAAGAAGUUUAUCAUCAUUUCUGAUCUGCGCGCCCAGAUCUCUGGGUACUUAUAUGGAGUUAGUCCCCCCGAUAACCCACAGGUGAAGGAAAUUCGGUGUAUCGUGAUGCCUCCACAGUGGGGAACGCACCAGACAGUCCAUCUACCGAAUAUUCUGCCAGAGCACGAAUAUCUUAAGGAGAUGGAGCCCCUUGGUUGGAUUCACACACAGCCCAAUGAGCUGCCUCAGCUGUCACCACAGGACAUCACAACUCAUGCCCGAAUAAUGCAGGACAACCAGCACUGGGAUGGGGAGAAGACAGUAAUCAUCACUUGCAGUUUCACGCCUGGAUCCUGUUCUCUUACGGCCUAUAAGCUAACCCCAAGUGGGUACGACUGGGGUCGCCAGAACACAGACACGGGCAACAACCCCAAGGGCUACCUGCCGUCCCACUACGAGCGAGUCCAGAUGCUGCUGUCGGACAGGUUCCUGGGAUUCUUCAUGGUGCCCUCUCAGACAUCUUGGAACUACAACUUCAUGGGUGUGCGCCAUGACCCCAACAUGAAGUAUGAGCUGAUGUUAUCCAACCCCAAGGAGUUCUACCACGAGGUUCACCGCCCCUCCCACUUCCUUAACUUCUCACAGAUGGAGGAAACCGAGCUGGUCGGGGCUGACAGGGAAGAUCUCUUCUCCUAGGCAAACAUAGGGUGAACCAGGGAGGAUUUUGAUGAAGCAGGGAUUUCUUGAUGAACUAGGAAUGAUAUAAAGGGUGAACCAGGGAGGAUUUUGAUGAACUAUUUGAUGAAGCAGGGAUUUCUUGGUGAACUAGGAAUGAUAUAAAGAAAAAUUUGGUGAACCAGGGAAGAUUUUGAACUAUUUGAUCAAGUUUGGAAUUUCUUGGUGAGCUAGGAAAUAUGAGAUGAAGUGGAUGAACUGUAAAUGAUAUAGUGAACGGGGAAGUAUUUUGUGGAUUUAAAAGUGUGAUGAAUCGGGAUGCAUUUGGAAAACUUUUACUAGUACAGUGAAUUGGGAAGUAUGAAAUAACUGAAUGAUGAUUGUUUUUGAUGAACAUAGAAAUAUAUAACUAUUGCUGUGUUAUACAAACAGUGGAAAUUUAGAAAAAGCGUUUGUAUACUGUAUUGGAAACGUGUUCAGCUGUAUGCCAUUGUAGAUAAAUCAUUGUUGAUGUGUUUUCACAUGUAUGAUUGGAAAUAAUGAUCAUGUUUGAUUGUAGAUACUUGAUAUAUUAAUUUCAGUGUACCAUUUCUCCAUUUUCCAUGUUGAAAUAUAUGGUGUUUUUCACACAUGUUCUGUACUUUUUAUCAUACCACAGAUUCUAAGAUAUAUUAGGCCCGCAACAAAUGGUUUGGUUAGGGUUACAUCCUUUUCAAAAAACAGGUAGGGUAGGUGGGCUUUUUUUCUUUCUUUUUAUAAGGCUUUAUAUGAGAACAUUAUUGUCAAUUUUGGACAAAGGCAUUAAUCUUCUUUAUAGAGCUUCAAAGGUUUUAAACUGCAUUUUAAAACACACUUAAUAUAAAAUAUAUAUAAAAAUUGUAGUUUUCUUUUUACAAACUGAAUUUAAAAAUGGCUGGUAGGGUCGGCGCCUAUUUUGUAGAUAAGGUCGGGUAAACCUAACCAAAUGUGUUUUUUUAGGCCACAUCAUUCCUGAUGUUAUGUACAAUCCGCUUCCUACGAAGCAAAGAAGUGAAUUUUGUCAUAUGAACUCAAAGAGUAAUGAAAGCGCUGAAAAAAACUUGUUAUGUGAUGAUGUGGUGAUAAAAGUCUGUGUAUAAUCAUUCAACAACAUGAGACAUGUGAAACCAUCUUCACGUGUUAACCUUUUGUGCCUGUACAUUUGUAUUUCCCUGUCAAUGAAUAGAGAGCUAUAAAUUGCACAGGCAUGUUUUAUGGCAAACAGAUUUAGCAAUGUGAAAUGGCUUAAGAUACUUUCUGUCAAUAUUUUCUCUUAAUGGGUUUCAGUUAAAUUUGAAUACGGUACUUAAAGGAAAUGCACUCUAUGCUUAAACAGGAUUUCAUUUUUUUUAAUGACAUUCUCAAUAAGAGUUCAAUAGGUUUCUUUUCUGAUUAUUAAAUAAAUCAUUUUCUGCUGUAAUUGAUAUAACCUAUUAAGAGUUUCCCCUCCUCGUUUCAAAGUAACAUUCCUCUGUAGAGACGAUAAAUUGUCUUCAUUAGGAGGGACUAGCAGUAAUUGGAGAGAAAAAUGUUUCUUGUUUAAAAUAAUAGGGAUUUUAAUUGGAAUAAAUGAAGAGAUAUCUUUUCCUGGACUUAAAAAAUGAAAUUUAUGAAUGGAAAAUUUACGUCACUCAAAAAUAAUUCUUUAUACAGCAACUCCACAUGUUUUAAUUGUACACAUGUGGUGUUCAUUUACAAUUUCAGACUUUAAAAUUGUUCAUGAAAAAAAUGUAAACUUUAAUACUUUUGUAUGUAUAUGUAAAGGAUAAGAAUUUUGGGUUUCUGUUUUAUUCAUUGGAACGGGAAUGUGUACAGUUUUUAAUUUCAUCGUUUUCUGUAAGAAAAUAAAUCAUGAUCUUCAAUUCUGUUGUAGACAAAAGAUGUGCUACCUUUUGAAUAAAGCGCCAAAAAAAAGUC
Molecule: messenger RNA, 9148 nt
Organism: Mya arenaria
Lineage: Eukaryota; Metazoa; Mollusca; Bivalvia; Myida; Myidae
Product: pre-mRNA-processing-splicing factor 8
Exons: 40
Coding region: 125-7234 (2369 amino acids)
Biological process (GO): mRNA splicing, via spliceosome; spliceosomal tri-snRNP complex assembly
Cellular component (GO): U5 snRNP; catalytic step 2 spliceosome
Molecular function (GO): metallopeptidase activity; U2 snRNA binding; U5 snRNA binding
Source: RefSeq, a predicted model, not a curated record